This is a messenger RNA of Westerdykella ornata, 2502 nucleotides long. RefSeq names its product glycoside hydrolase. Gene Ontology annotation, biological process: ergosteryl 3-beta-D-glucoside catabolic process; carbohydrate metabolic process. Gene Ontology annotation, molecular function: steryl-beta-glucosidase activity. The coding region runs from base 1 to 2262 and encodes 753 amino acids. The record is from RefSeq and is a predicted model, not a curated record. Lineage: Eukaryota; Fungi; Ascomycota; Dothideomycetes; Pleosporales; Sporormiaceae. The transcript has 4 exons.
AUGUCUCUCCGGCUGCGUAUUGAUGGUAGUACCUUCCGCGAUGCCCACAACCGUGAGGUCACUCUUCAUGGCAUCAACUGCGCUGCCGAUGCCAAAUUCCCAGCCACACCCUCACAGCCCUCGCAUGUUGCGGAUGGUUUCUUUGACGGCGACGGAGUAUCUUUUGUGAACCGCCCUUUCUCCGUUGAGGAUGCGGCAACGCACUUUGCGCGGUUGCGAUCAUGGGGCUACAACACCAUCAGAUAUAUCUUCACAUGGGAGGCCAUCGAGCAUGCAGGCCCGGGCAAGUAUGACGAGGCAUGGAUACAGCACACUAUUUCCAUCCUGCGGGUGGCGAAGCGUUUUGGCUUUUACAUAUUCAUGGACCCGCAUCAGGAUGUUUGGUCUCGAUUCUCCGGCGGCUCAGGAGCGCCCAUGUGGACUUUGUAUGCCUGCGGGCUGGACCCCAGGUUUUUCAACAUCACCGAAGCCGCCCUCGUCCACAACACGUACUCCGAGCCCGAUCAAUUCCCGAAGAUGAUCUGGGCUACCAACUACACACGCCUCGCUUGCCAGGUCAUGUUUACGCUCUUUUUCGCAGGACGAGAUUUUGCUCCCAAGGCCAUCAUCGACGGGAAGAACAUACAGGACUACCUGCAGGACCACUUCAUCAACGCUUGCGCUCACCUGGCGAAGCGAAUCAAAGAAGCCGGUGACCUCUGGCAUGACCCGAUUGUGGGCUGGGAAAGCAUGAACGAACCGAAUCGAGGCUUGAUUGGUAACCAAGACCUUGAGAAGAUCCCCACCGAACAGAAACUUCAAAAGGGCACCUCUCCCACUGCCUGGCAAGCAAUCCUCACCGGGUCCGGCAGGGCCUGUGAGAUUCCCACAUGGGAUUUCGGUGGAAUGGGGCCAAAGCGGACAGGAGAGGUUCUCGUCGACCCUGAAGGAAAGAGCGCGUGGUUGCAGGCCGACUAUGACGACAGCUCGUACGGUUGGAAGCGUGACCCAGGUUGGAAGCUAGGCGAGUGUCUCUGGGCGCAGCACGGUGUCUGGGAUCCCGCGACCGACACUCUGCUGAAGAAAGACUAUUUCGGAAUCGAUCCCAAGAAUGGAGCUCCGAUCAACUACGAGUACUUCACCAACAACUACUACAUGCCGCAUUACCGGAAAUACAGCGCCAGGAUCAAAUCUUUCUUCCCGGACUCACUCAUGUUUAUCCAACCUCCUGUACUGGAGAUUCCUCCUUCUAUCAAGGACACCAAAGACGACGAUCCGAACAUGGUCUUCUCCCCGCACUUUUACGAUGGCAUCACCUUGAUGACCAAGAAAUGGAACCGGCUAUGGAACGUGGAUGUGUUUGGCGUGUUGCGGGGAAAGUAUUGGAGCCCAGCCUUUGCCGUGAAAAUCGGAGAGACUGCAAUACGAAGGUGCUUUGCGGACCAGCUCAGGGCAAUUCGAGAAGAAGGGAGGGAGAAGAUGGGCGUCCACCCCUGCGUAUUCACGGAGAUUGGGAUUCCGUAUGACAUGAACGACAAGUCGGCUUAUCGCACGGGAAACUACAGCAGCCAGAUUGCGGCCCUGGACGCAAAUCACUUUGCGUUAGAGGAAAGCAUGGCGAACGGGUUCACCUUGUGGACAUAUGUGGUCACGAACAACCACUAUUGGGGCGACAACUGGAACGGCGAAGAUUUGUCCAUCUACUCGAUCGACGACAAAGUCGUGCCAGCGGGCGUCUUUUCGGAAGAAGAGUCGCGAGCAUCGACUGACACAUCGUCACCGUCCUUCUCCAAGUCGCACUCCGACGAUAGGUCACGUGUGUCCCCCGAAAACCUGGGCGAGGCCAUGGCAGCAGAGACUAUGAGUUUCAGAUCCACAGCUGAAGCCGUGAAAGGACUACGGGCGGCGGAAGCCUUCAUCCGACCCACGCCGGUGGCAGUGCAUGGAGACAUAUCGUCUUUCGGAUUCGAUUUGGCCAACUGCAGCUUCAAACUCAGGCUGGUGGCAGCCAGCCCAACCAGCGAAGAAGCACCUACGGUGAUAUUCCUGCCUGAAUUCCACUUCCCCACCAGCCAGACGACGGUAGAGGUCAGCGGAGGCAAGUGGACCAUUCACAGUGAGCGGAGGGAGGGGCCGCAGCAGGUGCUGCAGUGGUGGCAUGCUCAGGGUGAGCAGAGCAUCACGAUCAAGGGCGUCGUACGGAAACAAGGGGCAUUAGUGGACUCGGAUGAGGACGAGUUUGGGUAUUAUGCAUUGGUCCAGGAGUGGUGCAGUGUUAUGUAAGGCGGUCGGUGUAUCGACAAGGAGGCGGAUGUCGUCCAUCUACUAUUAUAAUCGGUAGGCGAGCCAGAAAUUGAUGUGUAUGGUGUGCGCGUGUGUGUGGCGGUGGAGGGUCUAGAAUAGGGUCCUCAUGUACCAUGUGUUGGGCGGUCGUUCGAUUGUCACGUUGUCCGGACACAGGGGCCCUCUUCAAUGUUUGGCCAAGCCGAGUUGCGCACCACGGUCAUCAGAGUCGGAUUGGGA